Molecule: messenger RNA, 807 nt
Organism: Thermothelomyces thermophilus ATCC 42464
Lineage: Eukaryota; Fungi; Ascomycota; Sordariomycetes; Sordariales; Chaetomiaceae
Exons: 4
Coding region: 1-807 (268 amino acids)
Molecular function (GO): oxidoreductase activity
Source: RefSeq, a predicted model, not a curated record
AUGACCACGAUCCAUGCAAAGCUGCUCUAUGUCAGAGACCUCCCCAUUUACCGCCAGGAAAAGCCAUACCAGAUCCUAUCUCAUCUGCCUAACCUUGGAGAUAUUGCGCCCUCCAAUCUGGUGUUUGAGGCAGUGGACGAGACCAUCCAGGACGUUCGGCUCGCCGAUCGGCCCUUCACCCUUGACGACAAUGGAUUCUGCCAUGUCACCGCCCCAACCUCGUUCUCGGACUGGGAUUCCCGGUCCAAGGUCGAGGAGUGUUACUUGCCUGAAGUCAAGUCGUUGCUCAAACGACUGGUGGAUGGCGCCGACGAGGUCGAAAUCUUUGAUUGGAGAGAGAGGCGAAGGCAAAUGGGAACACCUGCUACUCCUUCCCUAGAUACAUCGCAGACCCCUAGGCCGCCGAACAUGAACGAUCCGGCCGAUCCUUUGCAGCCGGCCAAGCAGGCUCAUGUUGAUCAGAGCCCGGCCGGCGCUAUUAAGCGAGUCAAGACGGUGAAGGGUGACCGCGCGUCCUCCCUUCUCGAGGGCAGACUGAGAAUCAUCAACUUGUGGCGGCCGACCGAGACCGUCGAGAACUGGCCGCUGGCCCUGUGCGACGGCGCCUCGAUAACCAGAGAUGACCUCCUCGAAACCGACCUUGUCCGACGCGACUAUGUCGGAUCCACCAUGUUCGCGAAAUAUCGCCCCGGCUAUCACUGGUAUUAUCUCAGCAACCAGAGGCCCGAAGAAGUCUGCCUGAUCAAAAACUUUGACUCAGACGAGACGGUGAAGGCACAAUGUGAGUAUCGAUUAGUGGCCGAAUAA